AUGUCGCUCCUUUUCAAAAACCUUAGGAUCCACCAGGUCUUCGGGGCCAACACCGAUGUCGGCAAGACCGUGCUCACCGCCGCUCUCGUCCGAGCUUCCGCGGCCAAGGGUCACGACGUCUACUACCUCAAACCGGUCAGCACAGGACCCAUCUCCGAUGCCGACGACGCACGCGUGGUCGCUUUGGCUGGCCCACACCAAAGUCUCGUCCGAAGCACCUGCCUCUUUCGUUUUGACGAUCCCGUCAGCCCGCAUCUCGCCGCAUUGCGCGCUAAUGAAAAUGCGUCUGAACAGAGAGUCGUCCCAACAGACGACGCCUUCGUCAACGCCGUCGCAUCUAAUGUCCGCAGUUGUGCAAGUGGUGUCUCCAGAUUCAGCCAUAUGUACGUUGAGACGGCAGGAGGCGUUCACAGCCCCACACUAUCCGGCACCACUCAGUUGGAUAGCUACCGGCCGCUCUUCUUCCCGACGGUGCUGAUAGGCGACUCCCGGCUCGGUGGAAUCUCCUCCACCAUCGCGUCGUUCGAGUCCAUGCUCAUGCGCGGAUACACGGUCGAUGCCAUCCUGCUCUUUCGGGACGAGUACUACCGCAACUGGGAGUACCUGACUCCCUACUUCGCAGAGCGUGGCAUUCCCGUGAUGUCCGUCGACGCCCCACCCGAGCGACACGCAGACGCAGCAAGAGACACGGACAUCACGGAACGCUACUUCCAAAAUCUUGUCCCACGGUCUGGAGACAGCGCCAUUUACGACGUGCUGAAGCACCUGGACGACUGCCACGCGAAACGCAUCGCUGAGCUGAAAUCCAUGCCCCGUCGCACCUUGGACACGAUCUGGUGGCCCUUCGUUCAGCACGCGCACGUCAAGAGCGAAUCCGAGGUCAACGUGAUCGACAGCGCAUGGGGAGACUUUUUCAGCAUCUACAACGAUCAUCGCCGCGGCACCCCUGCGGCUCCCAAUACCCCCACCUCGUCUCUCUUAGAGCCCCAGUUCGACGGCUCCGCCUCCUGGUGGACUCAAGCCGUCGGUCACGCACACCCAACCCUCGCCCUCGCCGCCGCGCACGCCGCGGGCCGCUACGGCCACGUCAUGUUCCCCGAAGCGACGCAUCUCCCCGCGUUGCAGCUCGCCGAGGACCUUGUCCACCGCGGCCCGGGCGCAGGCUGGGCCGCCCGCGCCUUCUUCUCCGACGACGGCUCCACUGGGAUGGAGGUCGCGCUCAAGAUGGCGCUGCGCGCGUACGCCGCGCGGCACCCCGGCACCAGCGGCGCGCGCCGGAAGGACCUGGGCGUGCUCGGGCUCGCGGGCAGCUACCACGGGGACACGAUCGGCGCGAUGGACGCCUGCGCGGACGCGGGCGUGUACACGUGCGAGUGGCACGACGCAAAGGGCUUCUGGUUCGCGCCGCCGACGGUCUCCGUCCGCGGCGGGCGGACCGUCGUCUCGCUCCCGCCCGCCCUCGCCGCCGCGAACGCGGGCGGCGCCGCGGACGUCGAGACCGUGUCGCUCGCGUGGACGUACGAUGUCGGCGCGCGGCUUGACUCGCCACUCGCCGCGCUCUACCGCGCGUACAUCACGCGCGCGCUGGCGGACCUGCGCGCUGCGGGGGGCCCGACGAUCGCCGCGCUCGUGCUCGAGCCGCUUGUGAUGGGCGCGGGCGGGAUGGUGUUCGUCGACCCGCUCUUCCAGCGCGUGCUCGUCGACGUCGUCCGCGCCUCGUCGCCCGCGCCGGCCCCGGGGGCGUGGUCGGGCCUGCCCGUCAUCUUCGACGAGGUCUUCGUAGGCCUCUACCGCCUCGGCCUUCCGAGCACCGCGCCGCUGCUCGGCGUCGCCCCCGACAUCUCCGUGUACGCCAAGAUCCUCACCGGGGGACUCGUCCCGCUCGCCGCGACGCUCGCCUCGGAGUCGAUCUACGACGCCUUCCUCAGCGACAGCAAGGCCGACGCGCUCCUCCACGGGCACAGCUACAGCGCGUACCCGGUCGGGUGCGCCGUCGCGCGCGCGAGCCUGCAGCUCGUCGAGAAGAUGGCGGCGAGCCCUGCUUGGGCGGACGCGCGGGCGCGGUGGCGGGUCCCGGAGCCGGAGUCGGCGCGGGCGAAGGAGGCGGCGGUCUGGAGCUUCUGGGACCCCGAGUUCGUGCACGUCGUGUCGAAGAUGGAGCGCGUUGCGGAGGUCAUGGCGCUCGGGACGGUGCUCAGCAUCAAGAUCCGGGACGACGCCGCAGGAUACCAAUCCCAUUCUGCGAGGGCGCUCUUCGAGUCACUCAGGCUCGCCGCGCAAGACGGCGGAGACAACCUGUCAGCUGCCCCGGGAGGUUCUCCGUUCGGGAUCCACUACCGCACACUGGGCAACGUGGGCUACUUCAUGCUGAGCCUCAACACGCCCUCUGAAGUCACGCGAACAGUCGAGGAAAGAAUUUGGGCCGCACUUAGCAAGCAAUGA
Messenger RNA from Epithele typhae, 2442 nucleotides. RefSeq names its product onanonoxo-7-onima-8-eninoihtemlysoneda. The record is from RefSeq and is a predicted model, not a curated record. Lineage: Eukaryota; Fungi; Basidiomycota; Agaricomycetes; Polyporales; Epitheliaceae. The transcript is spliced from 5 exons. Bases 1 to 2442 code for a protein of 813 amino acids. Gene Ontology annotation, molecular function: magnesium ion binding; dethiobiotin synthase activity; S-adenosyl-L-methionine:8-amino-7-oxononanoate transaminase activity. Gene Ontology annotation, cellular component: mitochondrion. Gene Ontology annotation, biological process: biotin biosynthetic process.